Exophiala bonariae is the source of this 1275-nucleotide messenger RNA. RefSeq lists its product as uncharacterized. Gene Ontology annotation, molecular function: monooxygenase activity; FAD binding. The transcript has a single exon. The record is from RefSeq and is a predicted model, not a curated record. The coding region runs from base 1 to 1275 and encodes 424 amino acids. NCBI's taxonomy places the organism in Eukaryota, Fungi, Ascomycota, Eurotiomycetes, Chaetothyriales, Herpotrichiellaceae.
AUGGCUGCUCACCAAAACACAAUCACGAUAAUAGGGUCCUCUCUGACGGGACUCAUACUGAGCCUAUCCUUGGUACAUCAUGGACUCUAUCAUCCAUCACAAAUCAAACUCUAUGACCUUCGAAGACCAGACACGACUGAUCCAGCGAGCUCAAGUGGCGUCAUCCUCACACCUAAUGGUCUGAAGAUCCUAGAUUCCCUUGGGAUCUUGAGUCGCUUUGCACACCAAUGCUGGCUCUCCGAGUACCGUACGUACAAAAAUGAUUGCGAUGAGACGGUACGGAAGACCCUCAUUGCCAAUGAGUAUCUCUACGGAUACAAGAAUCACCGUGUCUGGAGAAGGCUAUUAUUAAAAGUGCUUCUGGAGAAAGUGAAGGAGACUGGCAUCGAAGUCCUCUGGAAGUCAAAAUUUGAAGGUGUGGUUCGUGAGGAGGACAAUCGUGUCGUAUUCAAAGUAAACGGAAGUGAAGAAACCGCUGGCAUCUUAGUCGGAGCCGAUGGGAUCCAUUCGAAUGUCAGGAAGUAUCUGUGCCCCGAUGUCAAGCCGGAAUAUACUGGAGUACUGGGUGUCUUGAGUCACAUUCGAUGGGACGCGGUAAAAUGGCCGUAUGAAGACUACGAGCGGGCUUGCACUAUUCAAGGGAGGCCUGGAGCGUUGGUUCUGAUGCCUGAAGAUCGUGCUGGAUCGGUGAUCAUGGUUGCAAUGCAGAUCAGGAUGGAAGAGCAAAGUCGAGAGCGCUGGGAUGCGUUGGCCCGCGACAAAGAGUGGCUGUCUCAAUACUUCCGAAAGGGAUAUGAUGACUGGGGUGGUACAGCCAGAAGCAUCAUCGACGCCGUGACAAGUGAUCCCAACACCAUGUACAUGUGGCCAUUCAUGCGGAUGGCACGACUGGAUCACUGGUCGUCACUAAAGGGGAGGGUAGUUAUCAUGGGUGAUGCAGCGCAUGCUCUACCUCCCAGCUCGGGCCAGGGCAUCAACCAGACCUUGGAAGAUGUCUACACAUUCACAGAGCUUUUGAAAGCACCCAAUUGCAAAAGUUGGAAGAAGCGGCUUGACUUCUGGCAAAGACUGCGUCAGGAACGAAUCGAUGCGGUAUUUGAUUGGGCAACGAACGCAACGAAUGUUCAACGAAUGCCACAGGCUGAGAGAGACGAGCUCGUGAGAGAGGGAAAAGCUAAAGAUGCGAAUGCGACUGAGGGUUUUGACGAUAUGCGUUGGUUAUAUCGACCUGAUCACGAUAGCAAGAUCAGCGAUUGGCUUGCUUUAGAGAACUAG